Messenger RNA from Rhipicephalus microplus (southern cattle tick), 1229 nucleotides. Its product is annotated as 60S ribosome subunit biogenesis protein NIP7 homolog. Gene Ontology annotation, biological process: ribosome assembly. The record is from RefSeq and is a predicted model, not a curated record. Gene Ontology annotation, cellular component: nucleus. Lineage: Eukaryota; Metazoa; Arthropoda; Arachnida; Ixodida; Ixodidae. Gene Ontology annotation, molecular function: RNA binding.
CGCAGCCGUUUCUAAGUUUAUGCGGUGCACACGUGCGUGCACAGAGGAAGGAAAGGUGCGUGCGUGAUAGUUUUGUUGUGUUGCGCCAAGUUUGUCAAAUACUCCGUAAGAUGCGUCCGCUCACGAGCGAAGAAACUCGAACGUUUUUCGACAAGCUCUCCAAAUACAUAUCUGAGAAUAUCAAGCUUCUCAUUGACAGGCCAGAUGGCACUUACUGUUUUAGGCUCCAUAAAGACAGAGUCUAUUACGUAAGCGAAAAGAUCAUGAAGCUGGCCAACAACGUUAGCUCGGAGAACCUCAUCAGCAUGGGCACUUGCUUCGGCAAGUUCACCAAGUCUGGCAAGUUUCACUUGCACGUCACCGCCCUGGAUUACAUGGCACCGUAUGCGAAACAAAAGGUGUGGCUCAAACCAAGCGCAGAACAGCAGUUCCUGUAUGGCCACCACGUGCUCAAGUCUGGUCUUGCAAGGAUCACUGAGAGUACCAACACGUACGACGGUGUGGUAGUCUACUCCAUGAGUGACAUUCCCUUGGGUUUCGGUGUUGCAGCAAAGUCCACGCAAGAGUGCAGGCGUGCAGACCCUAUGACCAUCGUGGUCUUCCACCAGGCUGAUGUGGGAGAGUACAUUCGCUCUGAAGACACCCUCACGUGAUCAUCAAACCGCCAUUAUGUGUUUCACCUUAAAGAUAUUCUAAAUUAACUGUGCAGCCUCAUCAUUCAUUCUUCAGUUUUCAGACCUCUUAACAGUGAAUGGUGCAGUGACUACAGUUGAACACUGUAAAGGUGCACUUCUGUGGACAAAUGAAAAUGCACCUAAUCAAGGCAUUCCGAAUGCAGACAACCAUAUCAAUAUCAAUUGUUAUUGAGUAAAAUAUAUUGAUAGGUAACUUAACUGUGGUUAAUGUGAAGAUGGAUUUUAUUCGUUCUGAAAAUUUGACUCCUGAAAAAAGACAAAGGGAGAGACAAAGCAAAAGUUUGUUGUUUCCACUACAAAAGCAGUAUUUCUCGUGUAAUGCUUUGAAGAAGAAAAAAUGGAAAAACUCUUCUCUGAAACUGUAGGCACCAGGAUGUCUAUUAGCCUGGAAGUUGAAAUAUAUCGAAUACACUGUAUGCUUGCCCUCUUGCUCUAGAGAGGCUGCAAGCAUUGUCUGCAUACAAUCACGAAAGCACAGACAGCUUCACCUGUGUGGUGUCCGAGACAUUGCAUUAAUAAAUUUUUAUAUUUGUA